GACGGGGCGGUGCGGGACCCGCCCGGCGGGGAGCGGGGAAGGCGCGGCCGCCCCCCUCCGGCUCCGGGCAGCGCGGGGCCGCGCGGCCGCCCCGAGAUGUUCAACAGGGCCGUGAGCCGGCUCAGCAGGAAGCGGCCGCCCUCAGAGAUAAAUGAAAGCGAGGGGCACCCAAGCAGCAGCCACCAAACCUUGAAAGGAACCUCAAAAUGGGCUACAUCACUGGAGAGCCUCCUCGAAGAUCCAGAAGGAGUGAAACGAUUUAGGGAGUUUUUAAAGAAGGAAUUUAGUGAAGAAAAUGUUUUGUUCUGGUUAGCAUGUGAAGAGUUUAAGAAAACACAGGGGAAAAAACAGAUGCAGGAAAAGGCUAAAGAAAUUUACAUGACUUUCCUGUCCAGUAAAGCUUCCUCCCAGGUCAACGUUGAAGGGCAGUCCCGUUUGAGCGAGACCAUUUUGGAGACACCUCAUCCUCUCAUGUUUCAGAAGCUCCAGGACCAGAUAUUCAAUCUCAUGAAAUACGACAGCUACAGCCGCUUCUUGAAGUCAGACAUAUUCCUAAACCACAAGAAGUGUGAGGAGCAAGAGGAGAAUUCACCAGAGGCUCAGACUGCAGCUAAAAGAGCGUCAAGAAUUUACAACACAUGAUAGGAUGAAUCCCUUCGGGAGGAGCAAUACAAUGACUAAAUUACACUCAGGAACAGUCUAGGUUUAUAGCAGUUGCAUUUAGGGUUUGAAAAGCUCAAAACCUUCUUAGGAGAUACUUACCUUCUUAAUUGCUUGAACGACUAAUUGUUUUUGCAUGAUAGCUAAUAACAAAGUGCUCAUGGAAAGACUGUUUCCUACCUAAAAGGCUGAGGUAUUCCUCCAUAGCAUGAAUUGCCUUUCAUAUUUCACAAGCUAAAUGCUUUCAGUUUUUGUAUUUUCUUUUGUGAGGCUUCAUAAUGAUGAGAAAUGGGAAAUAGGGUGCCUGGAUUUCUAUUUUUGCCUUGUAAUUUUUAUUUGUGACUGGGUUUUACAUCCUGAAUUGCUGGGAGAAGCUGCUGAGGAGUGAAUUGCACGUUACUUUGUGGAUGAGUCAUUCGUAGCAAACUUAAUUAUGAAGGGACAGCAUCUUUCAUGGUUAAGCUCAAUAGAAUCCAAUCCCUUCCUAUGUAACUUUGUUUUUUCAAGGUGAUACCUGUUUUGCUUUGCCCUUAUUGUUGAAUCAAACACUUCUCUAGUAA
Neopsephotus bourkii (Bourke's parrot) is the source of this 1220-nucleotide messenger RNA. RefSeq names its product regulator of G protein signaling 10 (gene RGS10). Gene Ontology annotation, molecular function: G-protein alpha-subunit binding; GTPase activator activity. The coding region runs from base 97 to 642 and encodes 181 amino acids. Lineage: Eukaryota; Metazoa; Chordata; Aves; Psittaciformes; Psittacidae. Gene Ontology annotation, biological process: regulation of G protein-coupled receptor signaling pathway. The transcript is spliced from 5 exons. The record is from RefSeq and is a predicted model, not a curated record.